Messenger RNA from Penicillium longicatenatum, 1122 nucleotides. Its product is annotated as zinc-dependent alcohol dehydrogenase family protein. The coding region runs from base 1 to 1122 and encodes 373 amino acids. Gene Ontology annotation, molecular function: oxidoreductase activity. The record is from RefSeq and is a predicted model, not a curated record. The transcript is spliced from 2 exons. Lineage: Eukaryota; Fungi; Ascomycota; Eurotiomycetes; Eurotiales; Aspergillaceae.
AUGAGCAUUCAAAAAUGGAUCACGCCUCUCCAAGGCUUGGAUAGCCUCCGCCAGAUAGAGGACUCGAUGCCAACACCCGGCGCGGGGCACGUACUGGUGAAGAUCAACGCAGUCUCCCUCAACUAUCGAGACGUUGAAGGUGAAGCCCCCUCAAAGCACGAAGAAUAUAACCAAGAAAGUGACCUGAUAACUGAUAAGUACUUAUCAGUGACGAAGGGUGAAUAUAAGCACCACAAAACCGCCGAUCAAGACGCCACCAUUGUGCCAUGUUCGGAUAUGUGCGGCACCAUCAUCGCCAUUGGACCUGAUGUAUCACAAUGGACCGUUGGAAACCGCGUUUUGUCUACAUUCCUACCCGAGCAUCAAACCGGCCAAGUGAUGGAGAACCAAUUGGCAGGAAGUCUGGGCCUCCCGCUGGACGGCGUCCUCGCCACUCACCGCAUCUUCCCCGCACACGGAUUGGUCCUAGCUCCUGCAUUCAUGUCUGAUGAGGAAGCAUGCACCUUGCCAAUUGCCGCGGUGACGGCCUGGAUGUCUAUCAAUGGGAUGCGACCAAUGGGGCACAAUGGCGGUAAAGACGAGUAUAUCCUGCUCCAAGGGACUGGGGGUGUAGCCAUAGCAGGAUUGCAAAUCGCCAAGGCUUCUGGGGCUAAAGCCAUCAUCACGUCCUCAUCCGAUGAAAAAUUAGAUCGAGCCAGAAAGCUAGGUGCCGACUUUACAAUUAACUACCUCACCACUCCGAACUGGGAAGCAGAGGUAAUGCGAGUCACGGAUAACCACGGCGCCGAUAUUAUUCUCGAGACUGGUGGAGCACAAACCCUCAGAAAAAGCUUUGACUGCAUUGCGUUUGGUGGCCUCAUCGACUGUAUUGGCUAUGUAUCGGGCAAAGUCGAUGCGGCUGAUGAUCGGAUGAACGUGAAUUUAUUGGCUUUGCGACGAACGGUGACCCUCAAAGGCAUUAUCAACGGCCCCAAGGAUCGGUUUGAAGAGAUGGUCCGAUUCUAUGAGAAGAACCAGAUUCAUCCAGUGGUUCAUCGGGUGUUUUCUUUCGCUGAAGCUAAAGAGGCAUUCAAGUUUUUAGAAAGUGGUAGUCACUUCGGAAAAGUGGUUAUUAAAGUAUAG